AUGAAAACAUGUUAAAAAGAAGGGGUAUUCAGACCAUCUGUAUUUUUUUAUUUUUCUGAAGAUUUAUUCUUGAUUUUUAUUCUUUGAUAUCUUAAAAUCGAGAGGUUAAUAUUUCUAGAAUUGCAACAGGUUGGGAGCUGAAGCCUUGUGGUGACACUAUAUAUUGCUCCAUGAUAAAAAAUGAUUAGCUCAUUCUUACAGCUAUUUAAAAAAAUACUGAAAACAUUGUAUUCGAUUAAAAUGUAAUUUAAAAAAAAUGUUAAAUGUCAUCAGGGUUUUCAGAAUCGCUCUUUGUCUGGUCCCUCACCUAGAGCCAAUUUACCAGUGGCUAUUGCCCCGGAGAACAUAGCUCCCAGGAUCACAGGGACACUCAAACCCCUCCACCGCGAUAAGGUGGCGAUUCUUUAGAGGGGAACACAGAACACACAGGACGCAGGACAUGACGCAGGACAGGACACAAGACAGGACACAAGAGAGAACACAAGACAGGACACAAGAGAGAACACAAGACAGGACACAAGAAAUGACACAAGACAGGAGAGGAAAGGAAAGGAAAGGAGGAAUAGAAAGAAUAAAAAGAAUAAAAAGAAAGAGUAGUAGGGAAAGGAAAGGUUGUUCAAAGCCAACACCACAGCUUCAUCAAAAGAUGGAUAUUGUACAUUCAUGGCUGCCUCCAGCAGCUUUUCUGCAGAGCCAAACAUAUUUUGAAGGUCCUUGAACAUGGCCUUCGACAUUUUGUCCAUCUUCUGGGUCAUUUGAAUUAUUUGUUUCGGUGGUGGUGUUGACACUAAAAAAAUUUACACAAAUUAAAGGGUGAUUUUGGAGAAUGCCGACGCCAGUGUGCUCAUUGCAUCAGGAACCUUAGGACUUGAUAGCUGGACAUUUGUGGUCAGCUGGUGGCCAGUCUGGGGGCCACUACGACUACCUUGGUUGCUGCUGACUCUGUUGUCUCUUGGCUGGAGCAAAUUUCCACUGGAACUUCAAUGGUUCUGUGGGCGUCUCUGGUGUACAUUGUUGAACUUGCCCCUGCGGUUCUGCUGUGGUCUGAACCGUUGCUGGUUGUCCCUUUUUACUUGGCAUUUGCAGUGACAGAAUUUGCCACUGUGCUGUCUCUGUGCAAAGCCUGCACGAGAAGCGUUUCUGUAAAAGGGUCUGCGAUGAUAAUCAGCUUGGUACGCUGGUCUGUUGUACCAAGUGGGCCUUGGAUUGGUCAGCCUUUGGUAGCUGGGAUACCUCUGCCAAGCCCAUGCACGACCAGUGUUCCACUGCCUGCGUGCAACUCGAUUCCUAGUGUUGCGGCUGGCAUGGGGUUGUUGUCUUGCAACGCUCACCCCUUGAGGCCCACAUCGUUGCACAGCUGCAGGAGGGCGCUGCCUUCUUUGAAACUGGGCGCGCUGUUCAUGUCUGUGAUUUGCCUUCCUAUCAGAGGAAUUUCUGUUGGGUGCCGAGUCAGAGUUUCUACCAUGGCUGAGAUGUGACAGUUGGUCAGCCAUUCUUCUGUUAAACGGAACGCGGUAUGGUUUUUUACUUUUAGUCGAACCAUUGUCGAUGGCUCUUCUGUUGGUUCCGCUCAUGUCUUGGUCUCCGGAGGUGCAGCUACCUGGGUUGCUGCUCCGAGUUGUUCCAAUGGCAGGUUUUGCCUUGGAAACAUUGUCUUUCUCGUCCGGUGAGCCUGUGAUUUUUCGGCGGCUGGCAAGCAGUUCAUGUCUGCGAUAUUUACGCAGUGCCUGCAAAUCCAUGGAGGCGAUGGCUCUUCUCUUGCUUCCUCUCAUGUCUGGGUGUCUGGAGGUGCAGCUACCUGGGUUGCUGCUCCGAGUUGUUCCAAUGGCAGGUUUUGCCUUGGAAACAUUGUCUUUCUCGUCCAGUGAGCCUGUGAUUUUUCGGCGGCUGGCAAGCAAUUCAUAUCUGCGAUGUUUACGCAGUGCCUGCAAAUCCAUGGAGGCGAUGGCUCUUCUCUUGCUUCCUCUCAUGUCUGGGUGUCUGGAGGUGCAGCUACCUGGGUUGCUGCUCCGAGUUGUUCCAAUGGCAGGUUUUGCCUUGGAAACAUUGUCUUUCUCGUCCAGUGAGCCUGUGAUUUUUCGGCGGCUGGCAAGCAGUUCAUGUCUGCGAUGUUUACGCAGUGCCUGCAAAUCCAUGGAGGCGAUGGCUCUUCUCUUGCUUCCUCUCAUGUCUGGGUGUCUGGAGGUGCAGCUACCUGGGUUGCUGCUCCGAGUUGUUCCAAUGGCAGGUUUUGCCUUGGAAACAUUGUCUUUCUCGUCCAGUGAGCCUGUGAUUUUUCGGCGGCUGGCAAGCAGUUCAUGUCUGCGAUGUUUACGCAGUGCCUGCAAAUCCAUGGAGGCGAUGGCUCUUCUCUUGCUUCCUCUCAUGUCUGGGUGUCUGGAGGUGCAGCUACCUGGGUUGCUGCUCCGAGUUGUUCCAAUGGCAGGUUUUGCCUUGGAAACAUUGUCUUUCUCGUCCAGUGAGCCUGUGAUUUUUCGGCGGCUGGCAAGCAAUUCAUAUCUGCGAUGUUUACGCAGUGCCAACAAAUCCAUGGAUGCAAUAGCUCUCCUGUGUGACCCAUGUGCCGUACGUUUAACACCCUCAUCAAUCACUGACUCUGAGAUUCUGCGGUAGCGAGCCAACAGCUGGUAUCUCUGUUGCGUGCGCAGGACCCACAAAUCAGAAGAAUUCCUCUUUGGUUCCUUGGCUGUGGUGGCAUCUCUUGGUGCCUUGGAAAUAGAAAGAUUUCCAAGGCACAGGUUGUUGUAGCGGUGCAUUUUGUGUAGUGCACACAAACUCCGGUUCUUCUCUGCUAAAGUCCGGUGAGUGUUAAAAAUCGCAGCUAAUCACGAGAAAUCGUGGGUUGAACUGACUCUGUUACUGAGUUAUUGAGUUACACUUGUGGACUUUCUGUCACUUGUGGACUUUCUGUCAGUUGUGAUGACAUCACAGAGAUCAAAGGCAUUC
Molecule: messenger RNA, 2946 nt
Organism: Acanthochromis polyacanthus (spiny chromis)
Lineage: Eukaryota; Metazoa; Chordata; Actinopteri; Pomacentridae
Exons: 2
Coding region: 1549-2613 (354 amino acids)
Source: RefSeq, a predicted model, not a curated record